Messenger RNA from Aspergillus candidus, 2478 nucleotides. RefSeq names its product dolichyl-diphosphooligosaccharide--protein glycosyltransferase subunit STT3. The transcript has 5 exons. Gene Ontology annotation, cellular component: membrane. Bases 132 to 2360 code for a protein of 742 amino acids. Gene Ontology annotation, biological process: post-translational protein modification. The record is from RefSeq and is a predicted model, not a curated record. Lineage: Eukaryota; Fungi; Ascomycota; Eurotiomycetes; Eurotiales; Aspergillaceae. Gene Ontology annotation, molecular function: dolichyl-diphosphooligosaccharide-protein glycotransferase activity.
CUCCCAUCAACCCAUUGACUUCCUCCCGCCUCUCGGUAUAACUUCACCAGGGACGAUCGAAUGUCGCUUCAGAUGAUCCCUUCUUUUUAAUCUUUCAUUGGUUUUCAUCGUUCCUUUCUCUCCGGGCCAUUAUGGCCGACUCCCCUGUUGAUGCCCUUUUGAAGGGCAGCUCGGGCAGGACCACGCGCGGCAUGCUGCGCAUCAUCAUCUUGACCAUUAUCGCCGCCGCCGCAGUGUCCUCCCGUCUGUUCAGUGUGAUUCGUUUCGAGAGUAUCAUCCACGAGUUCGAUCCGUGGUUCAACUUUCGCGCAACAAAGUACUUGGUUCAACAUGGCUUCCAUAGCUUUUGGGAUUGGUUCGAUGACCGGACAUGGCACCCGCUGGGACGAGUGACGGGUGGUACGCUGUACCCCGGUCUGAUGGUGACCAGCGGUGUUAUCUACCACAUCCUGCGGUUCCUGACGAUUCCGGUUGACAUUCGCAACAUCUGCGUACUUUUGGCGCCCGCUUUCUCGGGCCUGACCGCAUUCGCCAUGUAUCUGUUGACCUGCGAGAUGACGGUUUCGCCCUCCGCCGGUCUUCUUGCUGCGGCGUUUAUGGGCAUCACCCCCGGUUACAUCUCGCGGUCCGUCGCCGGUAGCUACGACAACGAGGCGAUUGCCAUUUUCCUGCUGGUCUUUACCUUCUACCUGUGGAUCAAGGCUGUCAAGAAUGGCUCGAUCAUGUGGGGUGCGCUCACCGCGCUGUUCUACGGCUACAUGGUGUCGGCCUGGGGCGGUUACGUCUUCAUCACCAACCUGAUUCCCCUGCACGUCUUCGUCCUUCUCUGCAUGGGGCGAUACAGCUCUCGUUUGUAUAUCAGCUACACGACCUGGUAUGCUCUAGGAACAUUGGCUAGCAUGCAGAUUCCUUUCGUCGGAUUCCUACCGAUCCGGAACAGUGACCACAUGUCUGCCUUGGGUAUCUUUGGUUUGAUUCAGCUCGUUGCGUUCGCCGACUUUGUCCGGGGCUUCAUCCCCGGCAAGCAAUUCCAGCGCCUGCUGACGACGAUGAUCAUUCUCGUUGCUGCCGUCGCCUUCCUUGGCCUGGUCGUCCUCUCGGCCUCCGGCGUUAUCGCCCCGUGGAGCGGUCGUUUCUACUCCCUGUGGGAUACAGGCUACGCCAAGAUCCAUAUCCCGAUCAUUGCGUCCGUAUCCGAACACCAACCGACUGCCUGGCCCGCCUUUUUCUUCGAUCUGAACUUCCUGAUCUGGCUCUUCCCUGCCGGUGUCUACAUGUGCUUCCGUGAACUCCAUGACGAGCACGUGUUCGUCAUCAUCUACUCCGUCCUCGCAAGCUACUUCGCCGGUGUCAUGGUUCGCCUCAUGCUGACCCUGACUCCGAUCGUCUGUGUCGCCGCGGCUGUGGCUCUCUCGACCAUCAUCGAUACCUACGUCCUCACCACGCCCGGACCCCUCCCCCGUGCGAAGUCCAGCGCGGACAGCUCUUCGGACGGGCUGCGUUCGACCCGGGGCCCGGUCGUUGGCAUUACCUCGUAUGUGUCGAAGGCCAUCGUCACGGUAUCAGUCGCGAUCUACCUCCUUCUCUUCGUCGCACACUGCACUUGGGUCACCUCGAACGCAUACUCGUCUCCCUCCGUCGUUCUGGCGAGCCGCUUGCCGGAUGGAAGCCAGUUCAUUAUCGAUGACUACCGCGAGGCAUACUACUGGCUUCGCCAGAACACGCCUGAGAACGCGAAGAUCAUGUCCUGGUGGGACUACGGCUACCAGAUCGGUGGCAUGGCGGAUCGCCCGACCUUGGUCGACAACAACACGUGGAACAACACUCACAUCGCUACAGUCGGCAAGGCGAUGAGCUCGCCCGAGGAGGUCAGCUAUCCCAUCCUCCGCCAGCACGACGUGGACUACGUGCUGGUGGUGUUCGGCGGACUGCUGGGUUACUCCGGCGACGACAUCAACAAGUUCCUGUGGAUGGUCCGGAUUGCGGAAGGCAUCUGGCCGGACGAGGUCAAGGAACGGGAUUUCUUCACGGCGCGGGGCGAGUAUCGGGUCGACGACGAAGCCGCGCCCGCCAUGCGUAACAGCUUAAUGUACAAAAUGUCCUACCACAACUACCACAGCCUCUUCCAACCCGGCCAAGCCAUGGACCGCGUCCGCGGCUCCCGACUCCCCGCCGAGGGACCCCAGCUAUCCACACUGGAAGAAGCCUACACGAGCGAGAACUGGAUCAUCCGAAUCUACAAGGUCAAGGACCUGGACAACCUGGGACGGUCCCACAACAACGCUGUGGCCUUUGACCGCGGCCAGAAGCGCAAGCGAGCGACCAAGCGCAAGGGACCGAGGGUUCUGCGAACCGAGUAAGGAGGGGGAAAGCAGAGUCUGGCAUUUCUGUUCUGUUCUGCCUCUUGGGAUGGUCUGUCUAUCCCUAUUUCCCUGAUAGCGUCUUUGGUUUGCUUUGUUUUGUGUUUUUGUAACAAGU